UAACCUGGUUAACUGUUUAAACUAACAACAGGUCACUCAUUAACCUGGUUAACUGUUUAAACUGGUCACUCAUUAACCUGGUUAACUGUUUAAACAGGUCACUCAUUAACCUGGUUAACUGUCAGUCAGUGUUAGCCCCGCCCCCAGCAGGUGUGCUCUCUCUCUCUCUCUCUCUCAGUGUUACCUGUGUCUCUGUUACCUGUCUGCUCUCUGUGGUCACUCUGUUAUUGUCUGACCAUGUUUCAGUUCAGUCUCUCUGUCUCGUCGUCUCGCUGCUGAGAUGUCAGAGGAGGCGGUCAGCCUCGCCGCUGUGACCGUGCUGGGCGUCCUGCAGCAAGCCUAUUUCUCUCUGCAGGUGAUCUACGCCAGGAGGAAGUACUCGGUGUCUCCGCCCGCCACCACCGGACCCCCGGAGUUUGAGCGGAUCUUCAGAGCUCAAGCCAACUGUUCCGAGUAUUUCCCGAUCUUCCUCACUGUCCUGUGGACGUCCGGAGUCUUCUUCAGUCCAGGUGUGUCUUCGGUCUGCGGUCUGCUCUACCUGUAUGGACGCCUCCGAUACUUCCGUGGUUAUUCACAGUCGGCUCAGGAACGGUUGGCUCCUAUGUACUUCAGCGCUCAGGUUCUGUGGGUUCUGACCGGGUUCUCGUGUCUCGGCGUGUUCCUCACGUUCUGCAGAGUUUACCUGAAGGUGGACCUGCUGCACGGGCUCAGCUCUGCCCUCAGCCUGGUCUGAAGGAGCUGGUGACUCUCAGGGGUCAAAGGUCAGACGUCACAAGAGAGAAACUGGGCCUUUUUUCUUUUUUUUUUUUAAAUUUGUGAUAAUAAAAUGAUAUUAAAACUCUUAA
Messenger RNA from Sebastes umbrosus (honeycomb rockfish), 845 nucleotides. RefSeq names its product leukotriene C4 synthase (gene ltc4s). Gene Ontology annotation, cellular component: nuclear envelope; endoplasmic reticulum; membrane. The record is from RefSeq and is a predicted model, not a curated record. The coding region runs from base 281 to 733 and encodes 150 amino acids. The transcript is spliced from 5 exons. Gene Ontology annotation, biological process: leukotriene biosynthetic process. Lineage: Eukaryota; Metazoa; Chordata; Actinopteri; Perciformes; Sebastidae. Gene Ontology annotation, molecular function: glutathione transferase activity; glutathione peroxidase activity; enzyme activator activity.